Aureobasidium subglaciale EXF-2481 is the source of this 1944-nucleotide messenger RNA. RefSeq lists its product as uncharacterized. The transcript has a single exon. The coding region runs from base 1 to 1944 and encodes 647 amino acids. Gene Ontology annotation, cellular component: ESCRT II complex; late endosome membrane. Gene Ontology annotation, biological process: protein transport to vacuole involved in ubiquitin-dependent protein catabolic process via the multivesicular body sorting pathway. The record is from RefSeq and is a predicted model, not a curated record. Lineage: Eukaryota; Fungi; Ascomycota; Dothideomycetes; Dothideales; Saccotheciaceae. Gene Ontology annotation, molecular function: phosphatidylinositol-3-phosphate binding; ubiquitin binding.
AUGUUUCUUCGUCAACUCGACCUGACGACUGCUCUUCGUCCGUCCUUGCUCCCCGAUGAAACUCUUCUCUUCGUUCAAGACUCUGUAGGUCUAUAUGAGGGGAAAUACAAGAUCCCCAACUACCAGAACGGGCACGCAUAUUUGACCUCACAUCGCGUGUGCUAUGUCGACAAUCAAGAACCACGGAAGUAUUCCAUUUCCAUCGAUCUCAAAGAUGUCGAUCGACCAGAGUUCUACGCUGGGUUCCUCAAGUCAUCAGCAAAGGUCACCGUAUACCCUAAAGCUCCAAAACACAAUGCCUUGGCCAUCAGAAGUCCCAAGCCUGGUUAUCCAAGCUCAGCAAGCUCAUUAGGGUCGACACCGCCGAGUCGAUAUACCACUCCAGGACGCACUUCUGCGCCUUCUCCCGCACCAGUCAGGGAUCCGAAUGCCACCUGGAUAUGUCCCAUCUGUUCGUUCUCGAAUCCUGUGCCGUCGAACUUCGAUCCAAGCACUGCAAAUGAUCGAACACCAUUACCGCCAUGUCUAGCUUGUGGUAUUAAGCCACCACUGGUACACGUCGUGAAAGCAGCAAUUGCUUCUCUGUCAAACCGUCCAAGUGGCUCAGUCUCUGCAUCUACUUCAACACCAACUGCAAAUACACCAUUGUCUUCUUCGCCGCAAGCAUCGCAACCCAUGGAUGUACCCUUGAACCAGUGUCCGCGCUGCACAUUCUCCAAUCAUCCAUCUCUGAGUAGCUGCGAGAUUUGUGGAGCCAAACUCUCAAGUACGGGAAACAGACGCUCUCAAAUCAUCGAAAGUGCCAUUCAACGUCCAGAAUCACCAGGCCCAACGCUCCCGUCUGCUGUACUAGGCGAAACCACCCCGGAAAGUGUGAAACUCUCCUUUCGCGCUGGAGGUGACAAGAUCUUCUACGAGCGAUUAAAAGGUGCUCUGGUCCAACGAAAAUGGCUCCUCCAAAACGCACCACCAAUACCAAGAUCUCAUACGGGCGAACCGAGCCAAACAUCAACAUAUUCAGCAACAGAUGGCUAUACUCCCACACCGCCGCCUCCGAAAGUGGUUGGUAUAGCAGGACUAGAGCGACGAGGAGCAGAGUUGCGCAAAAACAACGAAUUUGUCAUUGGCAGUGCCUUUGAAGACCUCGAAGCUCUCAUGACAUCAGCAAAAGAAGUUAUCGCCAUGGCCGAAAGAUUCAGAUCUCAAAACAGCAAUGGCGACACUGAAAACGAUGCGAACGCAGAAGCAGCCUCCUUGCUGCUAGACAUGGGUCUCGUAACAACAAAAGAUAUGCUCUCGGGUAGUGGUGCUGAUCGCACAUAUAUUGCAGAGCUAUCUCGAAACUUGGCCGAAUUCCUCACUGACGACAAAAGAGGUGUGUUGAGAAGGGAAGGUGGCAUCAUGUCCCUCGUCGACCUCUGGGCUGUGUUUAACCGCACACGUAAUGGUAUUGAAUUAGUCUCCCCCAUGGACUUUGAGAGAGCAGCUACGAUGUGGGACACCCUACGUUUACCCAUUCGCCUACGUCGCUUCAGAAGUGGUCUUCUCGUCGUUCAAGGCCGUGAUCGCACUGACGACAAAACCGUCGCUAGUAUCUUAUCCUGGCUCAAGGACCUCCACUCCAUUCCUCCAUCCAUGUCGAACACCUCUGAACAUGGUGCUGUCACGGGCCCAUCAGUGACUUGGGACUGGCAACAGUUUGGUCGUGGCGUAACAGCACAAGAGACGGCAGAAAGGUUCGGCUGGAGUGUCGGUGUUGCCACAGAAGAGCUUGAGAUGGCAGAGGAGAGAGGAGCCCUGUGUCGAGAACAAGGACUUGAUGGCGUCAGAUUUUGGGAAAACUUCUUUGCCGACAUUCCGGUCAAGGUGCCCAAGACGAAGACGGCUUCGCAGUUGGAGCAACUCGAACUGGAGAAGAGGUUGAGGGAGAGUGGGUUGUUAUAG